Molecule: messenger RNA, 924 nt
Organism: Danaus chrysippus (African queen)
Lineage: Eukaryota; Metazoa; Arthropoda; Insecta; Lepidoptera; Nymphalidae
Source: the annotation of a GenBank genome assembly
AUGUACGUUAAACCCCGUGACCUCGUUGAGCAGCCGGCGCCAGUUCCUCCGUUGCGAGUCAGUCUGGUGUGGACGUUCGGCGCGAUGGCUCUUCAGAAGGGAACCCUCAAGCUGGUGGCUCUCGUGGUCGUCCUGUGUUUGAUAGUGUUGGGUUUCAUAAUCGGCGGUAUUAUCAUAGGGCUAUCAACCGGCUACCGCUACCCAGAGCUGGAAGUAUGGCCAAGAUCGGAAGAAUACAACUACGAGCAGCCUCUCAUCCAGUUCAGAGCCAGCGACCCAGGCAGCUGGCAUCCUUGGUUUAAAAGAAUCAAUGACUUCCUCUUGGCUUACGAGACGACAGUCCCCGAGGACCCCCCUCGUGCUCCAUGCUCCGUGCGGCGUCACGACCAGCGCGUGGUGGCGGCUGCCUGCGAGCGGGUCCUCGGCAUGUGGGCUCCUUGUAACGCUGAUAACUUCUAUGGCUACGCUGUCGGCAAACCUUGUGUCUUCCUUCGGUUAAAUAACCUUCACUACUGGGUUCCGGAGCCGUACAACAUCUCAAAGCCUAUGAGCAUCCCUCAAGAAAUGCCUAACAACAUUAAACAGGCCAUGCGGCAACGUCCUGCGAAUCAUUUCGGUGAUUACAUUUGGGUCUCGUGUAACGGCGAGUUCAGUUCGGACGAGGAGAACAUCGGUCCCAUCCAGUACAUCCCCGGGAACCUGCCCCCCGGUUUCCCGACCAAACGUCUUCAAACCGCCGACCGUAUCCCAAGAAUCGCCCAAGACCGCCCCGACCAGUCGCCUGGGCCGUUGGUGGCUGUCUUCUUCGAAAAUCCACGCCGAGGAGUGAUCAUCAACGUGGAGUGUCGUAUCUGGACGCGGGAUAUCAUCUACGACCGCUCCAGCCGGUACGGUCGCGUGCGUUUUGAGUUGCAAGUUGAUUAA